This is a messenger RNA of Dunckerocampus dactyliophorus (ringed pipefish), 3191 nucleotides long. Its product is annotated as claudin-4-like. Gene Ontology annotation, molecular function: structural molecule activity. The coding region runs from base 1225 to 2376 and encodes 383 amino acids. Gene Ontology annotation, biological process: cell adhesion; bicellular tight junction assembly. The record is from RefSeq and is a predicted model, not a curated record. Gene Ontology annotation, cellular component: bicellular tight junction; plasma membrane. Lineage: Eukaryota; Metazoa; Chordata; Actinopteri; Syngnathiformes; Syngnathidae. The transcript is spliced from 2 exons.
UGACUAUGAUUUAUGAUUUCAAGCGUUGGACAAUUGUUUCCCUCCAAAAGAGGAUGAUCAGCGGUGAAUGGCCUUCUAUCAGUUUUUAUCUUAUCACUUGUUAGCAAGGUUAGCUUGAGGCUAUCCUGGGGAUGAGCCGUUGCGUGUGUGUGGCCUAAAUUAAUGUGCGAUUGCGAUUACACGUAUACGAUGAAAGUGUGUCAGGCUAACACUGUGGCUUAUUGUGUAAACUUUGACAUGUGACCUACUUCACCUUGAGCCAACGUGGAAGUAGUCGACAUCAGAUGCUAACUACAGCCUCUUACAUCCUCUUGGAUUUUCGAAAAAAGUUCUUUAUGAGACCGUGUGCGUCAAGUUAAUGUCGUCAAUGAUUGUCAACAUGAAAACAAGCUUCUUCUGACCCAUGUAUUCCAAAACACGGAAGAAUGUUGGCAGCAAGCGAACGUGUAAAAGCUACUGCACAUCAGGUUUGUCAUUAACUAGCAUGUCCACUCUGUGACACGUCCUCGCAUCAAAACAAGACAGAAACAAUGGUUUCUUCCAAUCUCCAACUGAACAAUAGCCAUAAAACAUCCAUCUUUGUUAGCUUUAGGACAACACUGAGGCGAUGUUGUCGAUGGUUGACACUUUUACAGUUUCAGAACAUUGCUGUACCUUUUUGGACCUGGAAACCAAUGUACCAAUACUUACCUUGGAGUCCAAUCGUUAGCACUAUGUAGUACAUUUGUGCAGAUUGGACAUAAAGGGACUGAAGGGACACGUACUGCAUGUCUAUUUCUGAGAGUGAGCGUGGUGGUCUUGUGUGGUCAGCCAUCAGCACAUAUGAAUCUUGAUCCUGGCCGAUCAUUAGCUGCUGACGGCCAUAAACACGACACGCCCGCCACUACCAUGGGCAAAAGGUUCAGCCAUAAACCAGGUCUUUAUUUGAGAAGCAGCUCGCACACGCCCAGGUGGUAAACCAGGCCAGAACUCUGUGAUUGGACAACUGAUGUCAUCUCCAGGGCGGGUUGGAUAGCAAUAAAAACUACGUCCAGAUAAGGAUUGUCGUCUCGGAGUCAACACCAGAGUGGAUGCGUAUCAGAGACCAGGGAGAACUUGACCAGGAAGGCCUUCAGCAAGAGCGGACGUUUGUGGCAGAGGAAGUUCUCCAGGUGAAAGCAUCAGGAUCUUUGGUGCAAACAAGGAGCUGAAGUGUCAAAUUUUGUCAUCCCGCCCGUGUGCGCCAUGUCGUCUUUCGGACUGGAACUGGCUGGCGUCUCUGUGGCGGUUGUGGGCUGGCUUCUGAGUGUGGUCAGCUGUGCGCUGCCCAUGUGGAGGGUGUCGGCCUUCAUCGGUGCCAACAUCGUGACUGCGCAGGUGUACUGGGAGGGUCUGUGGAUGAGCUGCGUCUUCCAGAGUACGGGCCAGAUGCAGUGUAAGGUUUAUGACUCCAUGCUGGCUCUGCCUCAGGACCUGCAGGCGGCCCGCGCCCUCACCGUGGUCUCCAUCAUUGUGGGGGUGCUGGCCCUCCUGAUCUCCUUGGUGGGGGCCAAGUGCACCAACUGCAUCGAAGAUGAGGGCGUCAAAGCCCGAGUGAUGAUUUCCUCCGGCGCCGGCUUCAUCGUGGCGGCGCUGACCCAGCUGGUGCCCGUGUCGUGGUCGGCCAACACCAUCGUGGUGGAGUUCUACAGUCCCAUUAUCCCAUCAGGCCAGAAGAUGGAGAUUGGGGCGGCCCUCGCCACCAUGUCGAUGGGCAUGGAGCUUUUGGGCAUCUCGCUGGGCGUGCUUGGCUUCCUGAUGGCCAUCGUUACGUGCGCCCUCCCCAUGUGGAAGGUGACAGCGUUCAUCGGCGCCAACAUCAUCACAGCUCAGACUAUCUGGGAGGGUCUGUGGAUGAACUGCGUGACGCAGAGUACGGGCCAGAUGCAGUGUAAGGUCUACGACUCGCUGCUGGCGUUGUCCCAGGAGCUGCAGGCCUCCAGAGCCAUGAUGAUCAUCGCCAUCAUCCUGGGCGUGCUGGGGGUCCUAAUUUCCAUCAUGGGAGCCAAGUGCACUAACUGCAUUGAGGAGGAGGGUGCCAAGGCCAAAGUCAUGAUCGUCUCCGGAGUCUUCUUCGCCAUAGCGGGCCUCCUGGUCCUCAUCCCGGCCUCCUGGACCGCCAGCGUCAUCGUGCGAGACUUCUAUAACCCUAUCGUGACCAACGCACAGCGGCGGGAGCUGGGCGCCGCCCUCUACAUCGGCUGGGGUGCAGCUGCACUGCUGCUGAUUGGCGGCGCCAUCUUGUGCAGCAGCUGCCCCCCCAAAGACAAACGCUACAAGCCACCCAGGAUGGCCUACUCCACUCCCCGCAGCACCAACGGCCCUGCCACCGGAUACGACCGCAAGGACUACGUUUGAACCUGGAUCUGCAUGUGUGUGUGUGUGUGUGUGUGUAUACACUUGUCUUUGUAUUUUUGUGUAGCACAACUCUUUCCACCUUUAAUGGAAGGACAUGUCAUUUUGUGGAGACACUUUGUCCUGCCCUGUGUGUGUGCGCGUGUGCGUGCGUGUGUGCCUGUGUGUGAAGGUCUCGCUCCCAAAGACUCCGACAUGAAGUGAUGUAAAAUCUUUCUCCUUUUCUUUAAUCUUCAUUAUGUUUCUCGCGCGCGUGUGUGUGUGCGUGCGUGUGCAUGUAUGUGUGAGACGCAUAUAAAAUACACUGCGUGUGGGUGUGUGUGUGUUUGGUGUCGUGUUUCACUGAAACUUUGGUUGUAAACGUGUAUGAUGAGGAAGAAGAGCGUGCUCUCAUUUUACAUGGAUUUGCUUGUUUAGUGUGUGUGCGCGUGUGUGUGUGUGUGUGCACUAUUUGCUUAGGAGCGUUCCUGCUGAGACUGAAACUGAAGAUGUAUCAGUGAUGGCUUCAGGCCACUCACAGUUUCACUGUGGGAGGAACCAGCAGUUUUGUUUAUGUUGUACAUUUUGGCGUGACUUAAUAUUUGAUAUUAUAUUCUAUAAUCGGCAUUAUUAUUGUUCAUGAAUUUGUUUGUCGUAUUUUAUCAUCAGCCCGUGAAUGACUGGAUUAGAGUGUUUAUUUCCUGUGUAAAUGUAGCAUGUUUGUGUGUGUUAGUGUAUUUUACAUGCAAGGUCACAUAAAUAUGAAUAACAUGAAACUAUUUUCCAAUGUGUAACGUGUUUGUAAGUUAUUGUGUGUCAUCCAUUUCAAUAAAAGCUGU